This is a messenger RNA of Tremella mesenterica DSM 1558, 2268 nucleotides long. RefSeq lists its product as uncharacterized. The coding region runs from base 1 to 2268 and encodes 755 amino acids. Gene Ontology annotation, molecular function: protein binding. The record is from RefSeq and is a predicted model, not a curated record. Gene Ontology annotation, biological process: cell division. Lineage: Eukaryota; Fungi; Basidiomycota; Tremellomycetes; Tremellales; Tremellaceae. The transcript has 8 exons.
AUGCCAAACAGACCUUCAAACGGUCACCUGAUCACUCGCCUUCGUUCCCUCUCCUUAUGCUCUCCCCCAACAACCGCCCUCUUCUACGCUAGACUUUGGCACGUCUUAUUCCCUCCUGCUAAUCUGGCAGAUCAUGAUUCUCUUCAUACUCUCGCUUUAUGUCUGCUCCAGACAGAACGACCGUAUUCCGCUCUACACCUCGUCAGGGACACUGCCAAUGGGGAUCAUGUCAUGGGAUCAUGUUAUGGUUGCGCAUUCAUCGUUGCUAAAUGUUGUGAGAAUGUCGGAAGGUUUAGUGAAGGUCAAGAAGUCUUGAAUCGCGCUAUGAGGAUAAGUGGACCAUCAAGUGGGUUAUCCUUCAACACACCUCCGUGGCUCGUCCAAAACUUCAUUCUUCCCCCAUGGACUUCGACUGUAGGCUUGAUCAGUCCAGGUGGGACGAAACAAUAUCGAAAAGCAUUACAGGAAGAUUCUUGGUUAUGGGAAGCAUUUACGGGGUUAUGUGAUGCUGGUGAGACUAUAAGCGCCAUCCCUCCCCAUACUUAUCAGCUCUCAGUCUAUGACACUUGUUCACCCCCAUCACCCGACCUCAUCUUCCCCGAUCCUUCUCCCAAAUCCAAAUCACGUCCACCCACAUUAUCCCCUAACCCCAUGAGACCAGAGUUGGGUUAUGCACCUUCUAAACGUCAGAUGAGCCCUUUAGUCAGUUCCAGUUCGAGUCUGUUCACUCCUGAUAUCGGAGCUGGGUCGGGAGUAGGAUCUGGAGGACAACGAUUGGGCUUGAUGGGAAAUGUUGGUUCAUGGGAAACCCCCUCAGUACUCGGAGAUACGACAUUUGACAACUCUCAACAACCACCCCCGUCCCUCACCCACUCCCGUCGUCCGUUUCCCAGUUUUGCAUCAAUGCUACCUGCUUCCAUCCGGUCCAUAGCCACCCCCACUUCCAACGUCGAUCCCGCUUCUUCAAAGCCUCCCGCGAUGAAAAGGCCUCGUGGAGCCCAGGGAAAACGAUUAGAGACACCACAGACUCAACUCAAUGGUCAUGGUAAUAAAAAUGGAAAGGAUUUGAUGGUUAUUGAUCCUCACGGAGAUCAUGAUGGCGCUGUGAGAAGAAGCAGAAGAUUAAAUACAACCGCUGGAGCGCCUAGUAAGGCUGCCCCUCGAGAAAAACGAUCCACUCGGUCCCACUCGGCCACAUCAUCCGCUUCUACUGCUACCGAUCUCUCUCCUCUUUCUCAUUCCAUCGACGAUAAGUCGCAGCAGAUAGCAGACGACUGGUUGCGUGAUGUGGUACGUCGGUGCGGGAGGGCUUAUCGCGCUUUGAGCAUGUUUCAAUGUCCUGAAGUCAUUGGACAUCUUGAGGGGUUACCGGAGGAGGUACAAAGUGGAGUAUGGGGUUUGGAAAUGAUGGCUAGGGCGUUGUAUGAGAUGGCACAUUAUACUGCCGCGCAAAGAGUAUAUGGUCGUCUCCUAGCUCUCGAUCCUCACCGUUUGAACGGAAUGGAACAUCUCUCUACUUUAUUGUGGCAUCUAAGCGAUGCUCCAGCUCUCUCACACCUAUCCCAAACUCUCAUGUCAGUAUCAAGAGAGGCACCACAAACUUGGAUCGCAGCUGGCAAUUGUUUCAGCGUGCAAAAAGAUCACGAUGAGGCUAUGCGAUGUUUUCGAAGGGCUACGCAGGUGGCACCAGGUUGUGCGUACGCGUGGACGUUGUGUGGGUAUGAAGCUGUAGAGAUGGAAGAAUAUGAAAGAGCGGUGGCAUUUUUCAGAACGGCUAUAAGGACGGAUGCUAGGCAUUAUAAUGCUUGGUAUGGAAUGGGUCUCGUUUAUCUCAAAACUGGAAAACCUAAACAUGCAGAACAUCAUUUCCGUCGAGCGGCAGAGUUAAACCCAACAAAUGCCGUAUUGCUAUGUUGUAUAGGUAUGGUACUUGAACAAAUGGACAAUGUAAUUCAAGCUUUGGAAUACUACGAUAAAGCUGUUAGGUUUUCACCGAAUAGUCCUAUGGUCGUCUUUAAGCGAAUAAGGGCUUUGGUUUCUUUGGGUAGAAUAGAGGAAUCUUUACCUCAACUAGAACAUUUAUCUAGACAUUCACCAGACGAAGCCAACGUUUUCUUCCUCUUGGGAAAAUGUUACCUACGUCUCGAUCGGAAAUCCGAUGCGGCAGUAUCUUUCACCCAUGCAAGAGAAUUACAACCAAAGUUGGAAAGUUCUAUAAAAGCCGCUUUUGAAAAUGGAGGUUUGGAUAUUGAUGAGGAAGUAGAGUAA